Drepanopeziza brunnea f. sp. 'multigermtubi' MB_m1 is the source of this 3447-nucleotide messenger RNA. The record is from RefSeq and is a predicted model, not a curated record. NCBI's taxonomy places the organism in Eukaryota, Fungi, Ascomycota, Leotiomycetes, Helotiales, Drepanopezizaceae.
AUGAUGGACAUUCCACCCGAGAAGCGUCCCCGUCUUUCCGCGCCGAAUUCUGGACAAUGGCACAACUCGCCCGAGGCCUCUCGACAGCUUCCUCCUCCUCCCCCUUCUAAUGGGCCUCCUUACCAACCACAUUCAAACCAACCUCCGAAUCCUUUCUCGCGGCCACCAGAACCACAUCCGUUAGAUCUUCGUCGACCCUCGGAACAGCAGCAGCAGCAGCAGCAGCAGCAGCAACAGCAACAGUACGACCAUCAAGACUCUCGUCGACCUGGCUCUGGCCCUUCGCAUGGAUACCAAAACGGCCCUCCUCCUCAUCCGCCGCCGUAUGCAGGCCAUAGAGACCCAAUGGUGAAGAGAGAUCCCUCAGACGAACCUCCACAGCAAUACAGACCGCCGUCAACGGGGGCGGAUCAUAAUGUAAACCCGUCGCCUCAUCACGACGGGCAUGUGCGGCCGCCAUACGUCGCGCCUUAUGAUCCCGCCAGAAACCAGCAAUACCCCCCACAGCCUUACCCCCAGCCGAUACAGAGUCCAAUGUCGGCGACGGAGCCAUAUCAUCCUUCGUACGGAACGCCGGGUCUUCCUCCUCCACAGCCGGGGCCGCCACGCGAGAACCAUUACUCUACAGUCUCAUAUCCACUGAGUACCCCCGCCAGGCAAGAUAGCAAUAAUGUGAGGAAGAAGGCGCAGAGAGCUGCGCAAGCAUGCGAUAGUUGCCGGACUCUGAAGGCCAAGUGCGACGAGGGGCGACCGUCUUGCUCCACCUGUAAGGAAAAGCAACAAGAGUGUCGCUAUCGGGACCCGCCACCCAAACAGCAAGACAAGGGGCUUGCCGACAUUAUGGAGUUUCUCAUAUCCAGGGAGAGGAGGAUUGACGAUAGAUUUGAAGCUUUGACAGCCGAAAACCGAAGAAUCACAGAGCAAUUGCGCAUCAUUGCAGGUGGUCAGGGUCGCGAAUUGAUGCGGUUUAAAGAGGAAAAUGAGGACCACCUUGCCCCGCCACCGAACCCGGUAGUAUAUUCUCAACCAUCUCUGUCAGUGGGCAGGCAGAUGUUGCCAGAAUCACCAUAUGCAUCCACUCCGAGCCAGCCCAUGGCUAUGGGAAGAUUCGUCGACCACCAUGAGGGCCAGGUAGAUGAGGUUUCAGAAGAAGAGGAGGAUACCGGUCCCCCAGGACCAGCUAAACCCCCAUCCAUUCCUGUGAACCAUACGACCGGCGCGGCUGGCCUGCUGGGUGUGCCCGCGAUCAAAGUUCUGUGCGCUGAUGUUUUCAACCCGAAAGGGAGGAUACGAAGCGAGAAGUACCCCAUCUUGCAGGAAGAGAAGAGAGGUCUGCUACGCCUCUUUGGCCGGGGCGAGGGGUAUGAGCAUGCACCAGGCUAUGAUCGGGAACAACUGGUAGACCACGAUGGUACACCCGGCGACUCGCAUUCAGAUAUAUCAUCUCCAGCUGGCGAGGAAUGGGGGCAGUCGGGCGGAUUUACUCCUCCGCCUGGUCAGGCGGAGAAGAUCAGAGGGAAUAUCGGCGCCGACGGCAUGCCAGAUUUGAGCAAGGAAAAGGUCUAUGAGCUAGUGCAGAGCUACCUGGUGAACAUGAACAUCUUGCAUCCCAUACUCAUACCUUCGAAGCUGCACCAGCUUGUCGAGAAGUUUUUGAGAUCGAUUCCGGACAGUCAUGCCAGACCAAAACAAGUUUCCAGCCUCGUCGCGGGCCACACGAGUCAUCCGGGAGCUGGUUUCGUGGGAAGCUACAAGAAUCCAGAGAGCCCGGGCAACAAGCGGAAGCGAUCACCAGUUUCGGUAGAAUACACCUCCGAGCUUCCCCCGAGGCAAGAUUUCAAACCAGGCCAUCCGUUUCGCACCAUCGGCUCUGCGAUUGUUCUGCUGGUCAUGGCACUGGGGGCAAUUUGCAAGCACAAAGAGAAGAUCCCCGAUGUCUGGCAGUCUGAUCGGGAGUCGAAUGACUUCUUCGGCAGCUCUCCCAUUACCCGAAACGGCCACCCACCUUCCCCCCUGCAAAACUCCCCUUCCGUGGCGAAUGGAAUGGGCUUCGGAGCCGGAUCUCCUCCCGAUGGCGAGCGAAAUUCGUCUCGGAGUCGGAGAAGCUCUGUCGACGGGCAUUAUCCAGCCCGUGGAUUUGCUUCCAAGGCAAGAAAUAUCGAUGUCAUUCCAGGCCUGGCGUAUCAUGCGCUUGCGACUGACGUCAUUGGCAAUCAACUUGGCGGCAAUAGUCUGCAGCACGUACAUGCCAAUCUACUUGCUGGCUUGUAUCAUGGACAACUUGCGAGGGUCAUGGAGAGCCAUGGAUACAUCGCUAAUGCGUGUCGCGCUCUUCAAGUCAUUCUUCGGCCGAAACUUGAACGUCUAAAAAGAUACAAGAUAGAUAACGUUAUCAUCUUGAGUAAAGACAAUCCGAUUGUUAUCGCAUUCUGGACGUGCCUGCAGCUGGAGAGUGAUAUCGUCGCCGAACUUCCUUGUCCCCAUUCUGGUAUCCUAACCUUUGAAGACGACAUGCCACCUCCGAACAUGUCAGCCAUGACGCAAGAAGACGAUUUCGACGAGAAUGUAUUGAGGCACUAUAUGAAGCAGAUAAUGUUACGGAAGCAUCUUAACCAUAUACACAGCAUGUUUUACAAACCAGACAAUGGCAAGCCCCCCCCUUCGAACAGAGUCUCUAUGCAUGUGAUCUCCAUACUAACGACACCAGCUGGAAGCAACUCUCUCUCACCGACGGUCAAGAGCCAUAAAGUUCACCACCCGACGAUCGAGGCCAAUAUGCAGGGGUUGGACGAAUAUGUACAAGCGGACAACAAGAACUGGGCUUACGAGGUAGACGAGCCGGCAAAGGACAUCCUGACCGCUCGGCUCAGAGCCAAGUACUUUGGCGCGAAGGUCAUCACUUACCGACAUUACGUUCUGAAGUUUCUGGAGCGGUCCUCAGGCACGUCCGGCAUGCAGGCCGGGGAGUUCUUCGCCAAUGUGCAGGCGCCUGUCGUCAACCCGAAGGCAUCGCGCAUCGAAGAGGUCGACCCAAAGGCUGUGAAAUAUGCGGAAGCUGGGAUCAAGGCCCUCAUCCAGAGCACAACAGCAUUUUACGGUUUGGGAGAUCCGACAAAGGAGAGACUUAUCGUUACCAAUGUCUGGGGAACCGCACACGCCCAAUGGGGAAAUAUGGUGACUCUCCAUGCCGCUUACAUGGACGUCUUUCUCAGGCCGAUGGUCCUCAAACACGCCAAUGAAAACUACCUGCGCAUGCUUACCGAGAAGACCAUUGGCUUCCUUCGCUUGAACUCGACUCCGUCUUCGGCAUUGCACUCCGAUAUCAAGAUUCUCAUGUCUAUUGCCUCAAAAACCGGCCUGCUGGGGCCCUCGGGAUCCCAAGGACCAGGUACCAACUCCAGCUUCUCCAGCGUGAACACAGGGGAGACCAUGAUGAGCGGGUACUAG